CAGAUUUCUGGCGGAGGAUGCGCCAUGAGCUUUGAGAGAGCCCGAAUCAAAGCGCUAGGCACUCGGAGAAAGGGAGAGCCGGACCGGGCUCCACAGGAGUGCGGGCGAGGGCACCCUGGAGUCCCCUCAGGCCAGCCCGGAGGGCGCGCACCUGCCAGCCGCCCCUGACCUCGAAGGCCAGGCGGCCCCCAAGCCUGAGAAGAUGGCCCAGUCCAAGAUCGACUGCCGUUCACCUGUCGGCCUCGAUUGCUGCAACUGCUGCCUGGACCUGGCCCACCGGAGCGGGCUCCAGCGCGGCAGUAGCGGGGAGAACAACAACCCGGGCAGCCCCACCGUGAGCAACUUUCGGCAGCUGCAGGAGAAGCUGAUCUUCGAGAACCUCAACACCGACAAGCUCAACAGCAUAAUGCGGCAGGAUUCGCUAGAGCCAGUGCUGCGGGACCCCUGCUACCUGAUCAACGAGGGCAUCUGCAACCGCAACAUCGACCAAACCAUGCUCUCCAUCCUGCUCUUCUUCCACAGUGCCUCCGGAGCCAGCGUGGUGGCCAUAGACAACAAGAUUGAGCAGGCCAUGGAUCUGGUGAAGAAUCAUCUGAUGUAUGCUGUGAGAGAGGAGGUGGAGAUCCUGAAGGAGCAGAUCCGAGAGCUGGUGGAGAAGAACUCCCAGCUAGAGCGUGAGAACACCCUUCUGAAGACCCUGGCGAGCCCCGAGCAGCUGGAGAAGUUCCAGUCCCGGCUGAGUCCUGAAGAGCCAGCUGCCGAAUCCCCACAAGCGCCUGAAGCCUCCGGUGGUUCUGCGGUGUAAGUGGCUCUGUCCUCAGGGUGGGCAGAGCCACGAAACUUGUUCUACCUAGUUCUUUCCAGUUUGUUUUGGCUCCCCAAGCAUCAUCUCACGUGGAGAACUUUACACCUAGCAUAGCUGGUGCCAAGAGAUGUCCCAAGGACAUGGCCACCUGGGUCCACUCCAGUGACAGACCCCUGACAAAGAGCAGGUCUCUGGAGGCUGAGUUGCAUGGGGCUUAGAAACCCCAAGCCAGUGAGCCUCCGAUGCCACUGCGCCCUGGGGGAUCCCAGGGCCUGGGCAACUUAGCUGCAACUGGCACGGGAGAAAGGUAGUUUGACAUGUGAUGCCAGUGUGCUCCAGAAUGUGUAGGGGGUCUGUUUUUCAUUUCCAUGGACAUCUUCAACAGCUUCACCUGACGACUGUUCUAUGAAGAAGCCACUUGUGUUUUAAGCAGAGGCAACCUCUCCCUUCUCCCCUGCCUCGCCAAGGCAGGGGGCACAGAUGGGAGAGUUUGAGCCAAGUCAGCCUUCUGUCGGUUAAUAUGGUCUAAUGCAUGGCUUUGUGCACAGCCCUGUGUGGGAUUACAGCUUUGGGAUGAGCGCUUACAAAGUUCUGUUUGGUUAGUAUUGGCAUAGUUUUUCUAUAUAGCCAUAAAUGCGUAUAUAUACCCAUAGGGCUAGAUCUAUAUCUUAGUGUAGCGAUGUAUCCAUAUACACAUACACCUACAUGUUGAAGGGUCUGACCAGCUUUGGGAGUAAUGACUGGUCCCUUAUCUCUUAAAGCUAAUUCUUUGACUGUGCUCAUUUACCAAGUCGAUCCAGUUUGUCCUUUAGGUUAAGUAAAACUCAAGAGUAAAGGCAGGGAGAGGGGGGCCAGCCCUCAGAAUGCGGCCACAGAUGCCUUGCUGCUGCACCCCUUUCUUUCCCCAUCUCUCCACUGAAGACAUGUGAAGUCCUCUUUCGAAUGCCAAACCCACCAUUCACUGGUGCUGACUACAUAGAAUGGGGUUGAGAGAAGAUCAGCUUGGACUUCAUAUUGUCAUUUGAGAACUGUUUUUUUCUAAUUCUGGUGGAAAACUCUGAAUGGAACAGAAAGAUGGCAUCCUGCUGGGGAUGAGAGAUGGAUGAGGGAAUGGCUUUGAUCCCAUUGGGGCCUGGGGGAUGUGCCCUGGGAGUUGGUUUCCAAGGGGGUUCUGUGACAGUGAACUUUCCACUUUCUGACACCUUAUCCUGAUGUAUGUCUCCAGGAUUUGGAUUUUGAUUUUUCAAAUGUAGCUUGAAGUUUCAAUAAACUUUGCUCUUUUUUUUUUUCUAAA
Molecule: messenger RNA, 2099 nt
Organism: Sciurus carolinensis (gray squirrel)
Lineage: Eukaryota; Metazoa; Chordata; Mammalia; Rodentia; Sciuridae
Gene: Tsc22d3
Product: TSC22 domain family member 3
Exons: 4
Coding region: 203-805 (200 amino acids)
Biological process (GO): regulation of transcription by RNA polymerase II
Source: RefSeq, a predicted model, not a curated record